AUGUGUCCAGCACAGCACAGACGUUUUCAUAAUAUUCACCAGAUACUGUUUUCACCACUGAACGUGUCAGACACCAAAGAAUUUUUGAAGAAAGGUUCUCACGCCUAUAUCCAUGCAACAAACUGCACAAGUACACCAUCAUUGCCAUCAACAAAAUCACAGUCUGCGCAAGAACAGACGCCGCUGCAGCAGCCGCUAAUACCAUUACCGUCUCCGCCGCAGAAGUCGCUGCCGUCGCUGCCGCAGCCACCAUCGUUGCCGCAGCCACAAUCGCUGCCAUCGUUUCUGCAGCCACUAUCGCUGCCGCAACCACCAUCGCUGCCGCAACCACCAUUGCUGACGUGGUCGUCUCCAUUAUCGCCGCAAGGGUCGAAGCUGCCGCCGUCACUGCAGUCCCCACCAUCAACACAGAAGCUGGAGCCUUCAUCGCAACAACCACCACAGCAUAAUUCACGGUCACAGGUGCAACAACAGCCCCCAUCUAAUGUGCAGUAA
Molecule: messenger RNA, 495 nt
Organism: Hermetia illucens (black soldier fly)
Lineage: Eukaryota; Metazoa; Arthropoda; Insecta; Diptera; Stratiomyidae
Product: proline-rich receptor-like protein kinase PERK2
Exons: 2
Coding region: 1-495 (164 amino acids)
Source: RefSeq, a predicted model, not a curated record